Messenger RNA from Aspergillus ochraceoroseus IBT 24754, 1752 nucleotides. RefSeq names its product GMC family oxidoreductase. Gene Ontology annotation, biological process: secondary metabolite biosynthetic process. The record is from RefSeq and is a predicted model, not a curated record. Lineage: Eukaryota; Fungi; Ascomycota; Eurotiomycetes; Eurotiales; Aspergillaceae. Gene Ontology annotation, molecular function: flavin adenine dinucleotide binding; oxidoreductase activity, acting on CH-OH group of donors. The coding region runs from base 1 to 1752 and encodes 583 amino acids. The transcript has 6 exons.
AUGGUUACUUGCUCUAAAAUUUCCGUUGUUCUUGGUUUGCUCGCGUGUAACUAUUGGGUCGCGGGUAAGACCUUUGACUAUAUUAUUGUUGGUGGCGGCACUGCGGGCAUCACGAUUGCUGCGCGCUUAGCUGAACAGUCGCAAAAGGUUGCCCUCAUUGAAGCCGGGGAGCGUUAUGAGGCGACCUGGCCACUAGCAGCAAUUCCUGGAGCAGAUGUUCUUCCUGUUGGGUCUGAUCCCAAAUCCAGUUGGGGGGCUGAUUGGGGAUUCGUCACUACACCGCAACCAGGUGCAAAUGGGCGCGAGGUACAUUUUGCAAGAGGCAAAUGUCUAGGGGGAUCGUCAGCUUUUAACUUCAUGGUAUACCAGAGGCCGACUAAACAGUCAAUGAAGAUGUGGGCAGAUGUUGUCAAUGAUCAAAGCUACUCCUUCGAUAGCGUGCUUCCGUUUUACCAACGAAGUGUGGACUUUACUGCUCCAAAUUCGUCAGCCCGGAUUGCAAAUGCAAGUGUCAAAUAUAAUCCAGAGGUCUUUAACAAUACUGGAGGGCCCCUGCAGGUAUCCUAUUCAAACUUUGCGAUGCCAUUCUCAACGUGGAUGAAAGUCGGUAUGGAGUCUAUCGGGGUCCCAGAAGCUUCAGAUUUCAACAGCGGCGAACUUAAUGGUUACCAUUCCGAAACAUCCUUUUUGGCCACAAAAAAUACCAAUCUCCAAGUCUACUCCAAAACACUCGCCAAGCGGGUCUUGUUCGACGGACAGAAUAAUGCAGUGGGAGUCGAGGUCAGCGAUGGCUGGGGCUUUAAGACGAAUAUUACAGCAUCCAAGGAAGUCGUUGUAUCUGCAGGUACCUUCCACUCACCUCAACUAUUGAUGGUGUCAGGGAUUGGACCAACAGAUCAAUUGGAAGCUCAUGGGAUCAACGUUGUGUCUAACCUACCGGGAGUCGGCCAGAACCUCUGGGAUCAUCCGUUCUUCGGACCUAGCUAUCGUGUUAACGUUGAAACCUUUACUAGGCUAGCUAAUGAUCUGUUAUACACCUUUUCCCAGUUCCUUGGCUACAGCACAGUUCGUGAUGGGCCAUUGGCGAAUCCAGUGGCUGACUUCCUGGCAUGGGAAAAGAUCCCUUCUGACUUACGCUCAGAAUUCUCGUCAAGAACACAGCAUAGUCUCGCACAAUUUCCUGAUGAUUGGCCGGAGGCAGAGUAUAUCUCAGGCGCAGGAUAUAUUGGAAAUUUCUCCAACCUGUUGACAAACCAGCCCAAAGACGGUUCUCAAUAUGCAUCGAUGCUGGGGGUCCUUAUUACCCCAAUAUCUAGGGGCAAUAUCACCCUAGCAUCCCCAGACACAAGCGACCUUCCCAUAGUAAACCCAAAUUGGCUAGUUACUGAGGCUGACCAACAGGUGUCAAUCGCGAUGUUUAAAAGGAUGCGCCAGGCAUUCACAAGUAGCGCAAUGGCGCCUGUUGUCAUUGGAGAAGAGUACUAUCCUGGCAGUGACAUCCAGACAGACGAGGAGAUUCUAGAGUUUAUUCGAAAUAAUAUCAUGACAUUAUGGCACCCUGCAUGUACCUGCAAGAUGGGAACUAGCAAUGAUUCAAUGGCCGUCAUCGAUAACCGAGCUCGGGUAUUUGGAGUUAAUAGACUAAGAGUUGUCGAUGCCAGCUCUUUCCCAUUUCUUCCCCCGGGUCAUCCCCAGUCUUCGGUUUACAUGCUGGCAGAGAAAAUCGCUGAAGACAUUCUAUUGUCAUCGUAA